Molecule: messenger RNA, 2691 nt
Organism: Anolis carolinensis (green anole)
Lineage: Eukaryota; Metazoa; Chordata; Lepidosauria; Squamata; Anolidae
Gene: mlx
Product: MAX dimerization protein MLX
Exons: 8
Coding region: 111-842 (243 amino acids)
Biological process (GO): regulation of transcription by RNA polymerase II
Cellular component (GO): nucleus
Molecular function (GO): RNA polymerase II cis-regulatory region sequence-specific DNA binding; DNA-binding transcription factor activity, RNA polymerase II-specific; protein dimerization activity
Source: RefSeq, a predicted model, not a curated record
UUCCCAGCAGCCUCUGCGAUUCGAUUAGACUCUUCCGGGAGGACCCUCCCCUCAACUCCGAUUGGCCAGUUCCAGGAGGACACGUGAUAGUGUGGCCUAGCUGUGGGAAGAUGGCGGAACCGUCCAGCGUCUCUCCGGAAAAUGCCUGGGUUGAGUCUUCUUUUAGUGACAACGGGCUAGAUCCUGCACUCUUCGUUGAAAGCAGGAGAAAAGGGAGUAUUGUAUCAAGAGCUAACAGCAUUGGCUCAACCAGUGCCUCUUCAGUACCAAAUACAGAUGAUGAAGACUCAGAUUACCAACAGGAAACCUACAAAGAAACGUAUAAGGACCGUCGUCGACGUGCACACACACAGGCUGAGCAGAAGCGAAGGGAUGCCAUCAAAAAAGGCUAUGAUGAUUUGCAAGCGAUUGUACCGACAUGCCAGCAUCAGGAUUUCUCAUUAGGUUCUCAGAAGCUAAGCAAGGCGAUUGUGUUGCAAAAGACCAUUGAUUAUAUUCAAUUCUUGCACAAGGAAAAGAAGAAGCAGGAGGAAGAAGUCACUACGCUUCGGAAAGAUGUGAUGGCGUUGAAAAUUAUGAAAAUAAAUUAUGAGCAGAUUGUUAAAGCUCACCAGGACAAUCCAAAUGAAGGCAAAAACCAGGUCUCUGAUCAGGUGAAGUUCAACGUUUUCCAAGGAAUCAUGGACUCCUUGUUCCAGUCCUUCAAUGCCUCCAUCUCCGUGACAAGUUUUCAGGAGCUCUCAGCAUGUGUCUUCAGCUGGAUAGAAGAGCACUGCAAACCACAGACCUUACGAGACAUUGUCAUUGGUGUCUUGCAACAAUUGAAGAGCCAGCUCUACUGACCCCAUGAAGACAGUUUAGGACAUUGCAUCUUGGAACUAUGUGGCCAGGCUUGGAUUUUGCCAUUAAUUCUUCUUCAAGCUUUUUAUGGGACUACUGGUUGUGAUUAGUUUCAGCCUGACUCAAGUUAGCAGGAAGUUAGCUGUCUAUUGAUGAAAAUCAACUGCUGCUGUACUCAAUUUCAGGUCUUGGCCCUGUUCAGCAGUUUGAUCCAGCUUGUCUGAUAGAAAUCUGUAGCACAGCAACCAUGUGGUUUAAAAUGAGCUUAGCUCUUUUCGUAAGGACACAGAAGUACUGGGACCUCAGCUGUCUUUAGACUUACUUCCCUUCUUCUUAGAGCAGCAGCUGAGCUUAUAAAUUCUUGGUACUAAAAUGCUGAACUUGGUUAGCUAGGUUGGGAAGCUGAAAGUUGGGCUGUUCAGGUACAGAGACUUAGUUGACACACAAUGAGCUUGCAUAGCAUUUGCUUUGAAUUAAGGGCUGAUUUAUGCAACAAACUGCUGUUUUGCAUACUGCCUUUUGUUAGCCCUGCAGAGGAGCAAUAAUCCAUGGUAUUUCAAAAGCCAUUGAAAGUCCUAGGUAACCUACAGCCCAAUUUCUUAGUGUCCUUAUUGAAUUGCUGGACCUACUCACAGGCACAGUUUGCCUUCGAUGUACACAAGAGUCCAAAUAAAUCCAUAGAUUGUUAGUACAGGAUACAGACUUGCAUACUUAGUAAUGCAGUAAAGUGAGCCUAAGCCAAUCCUCCUCUGCAACUUCUGCUUCUUAACUAAAAAGAAUGUUGUCAUUUUUAAAAUAAACACUUCUUUCUGGCUCUGCUGCUGGUUGGUGGAGAAGGACACUGGUUUAGAAAAACCUCACUUAUGAAAAUUAAACUAUUUUUUUAUCAUAACAAGCAACAAGCAAUUCUAAUAAAUUUUGCUAAGUGUUUCAGUUAUGUUGGUGUUCUUGCUUGGUUUGUUUUAAAGUAUACAGUGCCAUGGCAAAAAUGCUAGAAAAUCUCUGGUACUUAAUGCAUCUGAAAACUUAACAUAGGAGCACUUCCCACUCUUUAGUUAAAUCAUAUAUAUGUGGAGUAAUCUAACAACAAUCAGCUCAAGAAUCAAACUAGCAUAAGAGAUAAUACAGCUAUACUCCAUAACAAAACUCUUCAUAAAAAACUUCUGUUAACUCUGAAAGUGACCUCUUUGUGUUAUCUCAUCACCUGACAAAAUUAUCUUUCUUUCCUCCUUCCACUACAUAUAUAGUUUGAGGGGGGAAAUGAAUCCAAGUAGCAGAGGAACUGCUUGCAUUACACUUUCCCAAUAUUGGGUAGAUUCUGUCAGUCAUCCCUGAUUUGAUCUGUCUUUGCUAUUUUUUUAUCCGAAUUCUAGUUUCAAAGCCACUGUUUUACCUUGUAUGCCCUUGAACUGGACAUCCAGAAAAGGUGAUUAAAUCAGGACUCAGAAUCAGCAUUAAUUUAAUGGGCACAAUAUAUUCUGUAUAUUAUAAGAAAAAAUGAUAACAUCAGAUUAUUUCAAGUAUUUAUUUUCUGUUUUUCCCCUGUGAACAAUUUUCUCAAGCGCUUCUUGGUAACCCUGUGUAAUGAAGCUAAAAGCUUUCCAAACAAAACAGUAAUCAGCCUGACAGGCCUGAGGAGAGAUGUUGGAAGAGAGAAAUAAUAGUGCAGUAGGCAGGUUCUGCUGAUUUUCACUGAAUGCAAUAUUCUUUCAAAAAUAUACAGCAAUGUAGAAUACGGAGGACUGAAACUGGAGUGCUAUGUAGACAAUAUCAUAAAAUAGCUGGGCUCCUGGUUCAGAUAGUAGGUAAAGUGACAUUGAAAUCCUCAUCUGUCUCAAUGCCAACCUCCUC